This is a messenger RNA of Adineta steineri, 1242 nucleotides long. The record is from the annotation of a GenBank genome assembly. Lineage: Eukaryota; Metazoa; Rotifera; Eurotatoria; Adinetida; Adinetidae.
AUGAAUGAUCAUAUAAUCUUAUCAUCGACAGCUUUAGCUGUCGAUCAUAAUUUAACUUUAACUUUAUUAAGUAAUUCGACAAUUGAUUCUAUAGAAACAACAAAUAAUUGUAGUGUGGCAUUACAAUAUCUCGUUGUUGAACAAAUUUUUUAUUUAUAUAUUAUGUCUCCAAUAUGUCUUAUUGGUCUUAUAUUAAAUGUAAUUAAUUUAAUUGUAUUUUUUGAUCGUUCAUUUAAAAAUUUAACAUUUAAAUAUUUACGUCUUAUCGCAUUUGUUGAUUGUAUAACAUGUAUACUUGUAUUUAUAUAUUGUAUUACAAAUUAUACUCGACCACGUACAUUAAAUGAUAAAUAUUUUCGUAUAUGGUAUUUAGUUAAUGUUUAUUUUCCAAUGGCUAAUAUAACAGCAGCAUGUAAUGUUUUAUUAACAAUAACUGUAACUAUUGAACGACUUGUUAGUGUACGGUGGCCUAUGUCAAAACAACGUUUAUUUAGUGCAAAUCGUGUCUUAUUAACUUUAAUUAUAUGUUUUCUAUUUCCAGUACUUGCUAAUUCAGUUAAUUUUCUUGUAUAUAGAGUUGGUGAAUGUAAUAAUUUUGAUGUAACAAUAAUAGCAACAACAAAUGCAUAUAAAUGGUUUGGUAUAUGUAAAGAAAUUCUUUUACGUUUUAUUCCUAUAUGUAUAUUAAUAUGUUCAAAUUGUCUUUUAUUAUCAACAGUACAUGCUGCUAAUAAAAAAUUUAAACCAAAAACCAAAUCCGUACAAAAUCCGACAUUAACAACAACAAUGUCUAUAUCACUCCAUCCGUCAACGAAUGGUCAUGAUACAAAACCAAUUAAUAAAUAUAUAUCAGAAUCUCAAUCUCAAACUGAUAGUCUUAUACCAACAUCACUUGAAGAAGGAACAAAUGGACAACAACGACCAUCAUUUGUAUCAACAACAUCAAAAAGUAAAAUGCAUAUAAGAAAACAACAACAAGAAAAACAAUUAACAAUUAUGCUUGUUUGGUUAUCAUCACUUUAUUUAUGUGGACAAAUUCCUAUGUUAUGUGCUUAUCCAAAUUUUAUUUUUAAAGAUACAAAAAAAAUUUCAUAUAAAUAUUAUGCAUUAGUUGUUAAUUUAUUAGAAUUAAUAACAUAUUUGGCAAAUUUUUUUAUCUAUGUGAAAUUUACAACACAAUAUCAACUAGUAUUUCGUACGAAAAUAAAACAAUUAUUUUUUUGUUUCUUCAAAAGUUCAUGA